Molecule: messenger RNA, 2610 nt
Organism: Seminavis robusta
Lineage: Eukaryota; Bacillariophyta; Bacillariophyceae; Naviculales; Naviculaceae
Source: the annotation of a GenBank genome assembly
UAUGCCAAUAUUUUGUACAGCAUAGUUCUGAUCAGUGCCUUUAUGGGAUGUAUUCCCUUGUGCAUCUAUGGAUGUCUCCUGUGUGCUUUGAAUACGCUUCUGGUCAAGACACGUUGGUUUCUUCGACGAGGAGAGGAGGAGACCUGGAAGAAUGCCCAAUUUCAAGAGCUACCUCCACAAGAAGUACUGGUCUAGCUAGCCAGCUAAUAGCUUCACUAAACAGAACUUGAAGCAGAAAUGCAUCUUGCCUUUGUUUGCGUGAUUCGAUUCUGUGGUGGUACCUCCGAUAGUACCGGUAUCUCCACAACCCCUUGCUUUAGCGCCACUGACAGGGUGUUGAUCUCGCCAUGUUCUUUUUUACAACAGGUGGGAGGGUAUCUUUCAGUCGUGCAAUAUCCUUGGCGUGAAAUUUCACUGCCGCCAAGUCGUCCGUUGGCACAAGGACCAGAACACCAGUUGUCAAUUCUGGUUCCCACGCAAACUGGGGAAGCACCAGCUCCAGGAGGCGGAGCUUAUUCCAAGCCAGAAGAUACUGUAUCUCAUUUAUUUUGCAGCGAUCAAUAAAUAAAUAAUGAGCACAAGAUGACAACCGUCGUGAAGAAGCAAGUCAGUUUCCGGCAGGAUGCCAAAGACCACAACAGCAACAACAAUGACUCCAAUAAUAAUGAUGUUUCCGCUGCCGUUUCUUGGAACAUGUCUUCCAAAUCCACGAGUUCGGAAGGAUCGAGUAAUAGUCACAGUAGUAGUAGUGGUGGUAGUAGUACCUCUGUGAUUCCAUCGUUGGGAGAACGCUUGAUUCGAACACAAACCCAUCGCGAUCCCAUGCGCUACUACGAGGUCGUCCAACAGCUGGGAAGUGGUUCCAUGGGAAGUGUCCACCUCGUCCGCAAACGCACUUUUGGAGGAAGUGCCCGUCGAUCCUUUGUGCGACGUGAACAUUCGACGUGCUGGCGAUUUCCAUGGCCCUGUGGCGGCUUUUGCCUACCCAAAUCCAGAAAAUCGGCGUUAUCGCGACAGAACAAUUAUCACAAACAGAGUUCCUCGAUUGUUUCCUUUGGAACGUCCGUCCCUGUGGAUUUUGCCCUCAAGACGAUUCUGUUGAGAAAAUGUCGCAACGAUUCCUACAAACAAGAAUUACUCCAUGAAAUUGCAGUCUUGAGAAGUUUGGAUCAUCCCAAUAUUGUACGAGCGGUCGAAACCUACGAUUAUCACCACAAGUUGUAUUUGGUGCUGGAGUUGUGUCACGGAGGGGAUCUGUACGAACGAGAUCCCUACACGGAACCACAAGCCAAAAGUAUUGUCUAUACCUUGUUGGAUGCCAUUGCCUAUUUGCAUUCCAAAAAUAUUACACAUCGAGAUUUGAAGUACGAAAACAUUAUGUUUGCCAGCCCAACUUCGAACACGAUCAAAAUAAUUGACUUUGGCUUGUCCAAAAAGUAUGGCCAGGAAGAAAAUGAAAACGAUGACGACAACAAUCCACAAGGCAUGAUGAAGGAAUUCGUGGGAACCCUCUACACCAUGGCCCCGGAAGUCAUUCGAGGCAACUACACGGAAAAAUGCGACGUUUGGUCCAUUGGAGUACUUGCGUUCAUGUUAUUGAGUAGUUGUUUUCCCUUUUUUGGAGAGAACGACAAGGAAAUUGCAACAAAAAUUGUGGGCAAUCAGUGGGACUUUUGGGAUGACGAACGAUGGAAGGGCAUUGGUGGAGAUGCCAAGGGGUUUGUAAAACGUAUCUUGACACUAGAUGCCGCGACGCGUCCCUCUGCCACGAAUGCCAUGGAGAAUGGAUGGUUUGAUAGUUUACGCGACAAGGACCAGAACGUGUUGCCAAUCAGUGACGCAGUCAUGGAUCGUGUUCAAGCCACCAUUCAGACAUUUGCCGGGUACUCUAUUUUGAAGAAAUUGGCCCUGUUGGUGAUUGCCCACCAGUCCAUUGACGAAGAAAUUGGAUUCUUGCGACGUCUCUUUCUACAACGGUUCGAUACCGAAAAGGCCAAUGCCAACGUGUCGUUUCCCGAGUUCAAGGAGGCACUCAAAGAACACUACAACUACAGCGACGACGAACUAUGGACCAUGUUUUGUGGUAUGGAUAUUGAUGGAACGAACAAGGUCAGUUUUACAGAGUUCCUGGCGGCGUCUAUUGAGGCGCACGGGUUGAUUGAAGAGGAACGAAUCGCAGAAGCCUUUGAUCGAAUUGAUUGUGACGAUUCGGGGUACAUUACAGUCGACAAUCUAAGGGAUGUUUUGGGAGACGAAGUCGACGAUGACUUUAUUGACGAAUUGGUGAACCAAGUCAAAACGACAGGCGACGAGGAGGAGGAUCGUCACAACAUUAUUAGCUAUGAAGACUUUUUGGGUCUUUGGGACAGCAAUGGCGACGAGACCUUGCGGAGGAACCUGUUGGACGUUCAGAGACGGCGACGAACCACUAGCGAGAGUCCCCGCACUGUCAUGGCGUCAUCGCAGGACAAGCACAGCACCGCCAGGACCCCAGAUCAGUCCGCCGAAGGGUCUACUAAACACGGGAUGGGUUACUCCCAAUUUGAGAAAGAAAAGGCGAAAUCCCGUCGUGGAGUUUGGAUGUCGAUACGGCAACCUACUGGGACCUAG